Lates calcarifer (barramundi perch) is the source of this 2543-nucleotide messenger RNA. RefSeq names its product prostaglandin E2 receptor EP4 subtype. NCBI's taxonomy places the organism in Eukaryota, Metazoa, Chordata, Actinopteri, Centropomidae. The record is from RefSeq and is a predicted model, not a curated record. The transcript is spliced from 2 exons. Gene Ontology annotation, molecular function: prostaglandin E receptor activity. Gene Ontology annotation, cellular component: plasma membrane. Bases 508 to 1785 code for a protein of 425 amino acids. Gene Ontology annotation, biological process: adenylate cyclase-activating G protein-coupled receptor signaling pathway; cellular response to prostaglandin E stimulus; positive regulation of cytosolic calcium ion concentration.
AUGGCUUAUAAAAGCAGUUCUGCAAACUGUUAAUUACAGUUUGCAGAACAACUUGCUUUCUAAGAAGGAAAUACUACUCUUGUUUCUGUCUCCUCAACAGUGAUCAUAUCAAAGUUUUGAGAGCGAGCUGAGCAGAAACAAAACUUCACAUGCCUCCCUGGUCCACAUAUGACUCAUGAGGUCUAAGUGGGUGAGAAGAGUCUACUGAAGUCUCCUCUGCCGCUCUGUGUUCGUGUUGCUGAGCUGUCAGGUUGACCUCUUUACAGGCUGCCACAACAAAGCAUCUUCGCAAAGCUGCGAUGACGCCAAACACUGGCAGAUGAGACAUGAAGCGGAAACCGUCACAAACAAUUAUCUAUUUUUCUUCCUCUCGUCUGUCGUUUUCAUCCCAUCCAUCCUGUCGGGGCUGCUGGGGUGGUUCGGUAUAUUUAGACACGUCCCACCGUCUCCGCUCACAGCUGCGCGCAACAGCCCCUGUAGUUUCUGGAUUACUGGAAAGCAGAGGGGAUGAGACUGCCGGAGAAAACCCCCCAGUUGACUCCUUAUCUAAUGCUGCAGGGGCUUCAAGAGGAAAUGCGCUCCCAAGUCCACCAUAGACCGAGGGAAAUAUCGCUGACAAACACCAGCCUGUGGGUGUAUGUGGCGAUGGAAAGUCCGAACUUUACGCACGGAUCCGUCCCCGUUAACGAGACGCCGCCUCUGAAUUCAGCGUCCAGGGAGAGAGCGAUCGCUCUGCCUGUUUUAAUGUUUGCAGGAGGCGCCAUAGGGAAUUUAAUAGCAAUAAUCGUCCUGUCGGUGUCGAAGCAGGAGAGAAAAUCUUCAGCUUUCUACACGCUGGUGUGCGGUCUGGCGGUGACGGACCUGCUGGGCACGUGCCUGGCCAGCCCGCUCACCAUCGCCAACUACCUGGUCGAGCGCGUGCUCACAAACCAACACGUCUGCGAGUUUCAGUCCUUUUUGUUGCUGUUUUUCGGUUUAACGGGACUGAGCAUCAUAUGUGCCAUGGCGGCAGAGCGCUACCUGGCGAUAUGCUGCCCCUACACCUACCAGAGGUGGGGGGUGGACAGACGCUUUGCGCAGAAGUUCCUUCUCUUCAUUUACAUCAGUAACAUUUUCUUCUGCUGCCUGCCGAUGAUGGGCAUGGCGAGGAGCCGGCUGCAGUCGUCCGGCACUUGGUGCUUUAUCGCGUGGAGGGCGAACGAGACGGUGGCCACCGCUUACUCCGUCCUGUACGGCGGCGUCAGCGUGUUGCUCAUCCUGGGGACCAUCAUGCUGAACCUGGCGGUGUGCGGGGCGCUGCUGCUGAUGCGGCAGAGGACCGUGCGGCGGCCCGUCACCAGAGCCAGCGUCCGGGAGAGGUGGAGGGCUCUGUCCUCGGCCGCAGAGACGCAGAUGAUGGCGGUGCUGGUGCUAACCUCCGCCGUGGUUCUGGCCUGUUCAGCCCCGCUGGUGGUCUGUGUGUUUGCCAACUACUUCAUGCUGGAAAAUGACUCAAAAGCUGACCUGACUGCCAUCAGGAUAGCAGCUGUUAACCCCAUCCUCGACCCCUGGAUCUACAUCCUCCUCAGGAGGUCUCUGUUUCGACGCUUACUCAGUUUAUCCAGACGAGUCAGCAGCACCCGCAGCAGUUCCUCCUCUACACCACAAAGGAAUCUGUUUUAUCCUGAUAUCAAGAGGGACAGCCACGUGUUCACCCAGCUCAUGUGCAGCACAAACAUCAUCACUCAGAUGCCUGCCACUGUCAAAUUCACUCCAUGUGACACAGAGAGCCUCCACCAGACUUAAAACACUGCAGACUGAGGCCAUGUUAGACAUCUGUGAAUGUUUGCUGCUUUGACGCAGCGCCGCACACUCUGAUUCAGAGCUGUCACCUGUGAGAUGGAGACACGGCGACAGCUGGGCUGAGCCCUCAGAGCUCCUCUAGGAUUAUUUAUUAAAUAAAAGUGGAGGCCUGCUCUGACUUCAUGUACGGAGACACCUCCUGCAGAGACACAGGGCUGAGGAGGAAAAAACUGUGCGACUUGGACGUUACUGCAAGAGUUCAACAAAAAAAGACCUGACUGAGCCUUUAUAUUUAAAAUCUGACUGUUGUUUACGCUCUCCUUGUCCAAUCAGUGCUCUGGCCUCCUCUUUACCACCACAUCCGUAUAAAGCUGCACUUUCCCUCAUUCUUCCCCCCUCCACCUGAUCAGUCUGUCCUCCAGUGUAUGUGAAUGAAUCAGCUGGAUGCUACAGAAAUAUUAUAACUCACAGCCCCUGCAGGUUGAUCCAUAGCUCAUCUCUUCUGGAGGUAGUUGUCAGAAGUUGUCAGACUCUUUGGAGAUCCAGUCAUGUGUUCAUACGGCAGAGUAUUUACACCCUAAGAGUUUUAACUCGAUCACCGAUCACAGCUGUUUUUAAUGAGACUUUGACUAUGAGACUGUGACUUUGGGAUAUUUUUUUCAUCAGGAGAGACAUUUGAAACACUGAUAUGAGCUUAGUAAAGUACUGACUGUAUGCUGCUGAUGUCUGUUUUUAUUAAAGAUUCUUGUUUGCACUAAAAA